AUCCGGUUCAAUUAGAGUAAUACUACAGCGUUGAAGCGGGAGGGGCCGAUUGGGGACAAAGCAAACCCAGAUGAUAGAACGGUUUCGUCUCCCCACAUAUUCCCAAUUUCACUCUCCCUAAUUCCAUCCCAAGGCUUUCCUAGUCAGGCUUCAGCACCUACUGGGUUCGACAACAGCAAAACACACAGGGUGGAUUUGUUUAGGCUCUCCCUGCUGCUUUGUUCCUCGAUGCUGUUGAUCCACCGUCCAUAGCUCUGACGUCUCACCGUGAGAAGAAAUCCAUAUUGAAACUCAAUCACAGACUUUUACAGAUUGAACAUCCCUUCAAGACAUAUAAAUAUCAAGUCGGGAAAUAUUCUUUGCUGUGCUAUUCUUCAUACUCUUGCACACCAUGCUUAAGAUCCCAGAACAUCAGGUUGCAGGUCACAAAGCGAGUGAUGGACUGCUUGGCCCUCUUAUAGAUGAUUCAGGGCGCUUUUACAAGCCUCUUCAAGGUGAUGAGCGUGGCUCUAGGGAGGUGGCCUUCUACACAUCCCUCUCAUCCAAUACAAGGGUUCCAGAUCACAUCAGAAAAUUCUUUCCCAUCUUCUAUGGCACUCAAAUCUUAGAGGCAUCUGAUGGAUCUGGAUUGCGUCCCCACCUUAUCAUGCAGGAUGUUGUCUCAGGUCACUUGCAUCCAUCCAUCAUGGACAUUAAGAUUGGUUCCAGAACAUGGUAUCCCCAAGCGCCUGAGGACUAUUUCCAGCGAUGCCUUAAGAAAGAUAGAGAAACCAGCAGCUUGUCGUUGGGUUUUAGGAUAUCAGGCUUGCAGGUGCACGGCAACAAGGAGUCAGGAUUCUGGAAACCUGAGAGGAAGGCUGUCCAGAAGCUUACUGCAGAUGAGGUUACAUUGGUUCUGAGAAAGUUUGUUUCUUCCAACUCUUCUGCUGAUCCAAAUUUGGUACCUGAUAGUUUGUUUGCAUCUAGUGUUUAUGGUGGUUCUACUGGGAUUUUGGCCCAGCUAUUAGAGCUGAAGGCAUGGUUUGAAGAUCAAACCAUCUACCACUUCAAUUCUUGUUCAGUUCUGAUUGUGUAUGAAAUGGAGUCGGUUCUAAAAGGAGGGAGUUCAGGUGCUGAAGUUAAACUUAUCGACUUUGCACACGUCGUGGAAGGCAAUGGCGUUAUUGAUCAUAACUUCUUGGGCGGGAUUUGUUCUUUGAUAAAGUUUAUAUCAGAGAUUCUUACCACUCCAUAAGAAUGCUUAACCAAAAUUUGUUUGCAGGACUCUGACAAGAGCUGUGUUUGCAAUGGGCCAGCAAAAGGGAGUGAACAGAGCAUUUACGACGCUUAAGGACUUGGGAUUACAUUACUUCUACUAGACGGGCUUUAAUUUUUUUCGCUGAGGUUGAUGAGACUGUCAGGGAAUUUGCAUCGACUUAUUGAAGAAAUUUUUCUGUGGAAUUCAUUUCAUAAUUGUAGUUUUGGCCAAGAAAGAAAUAAUCCAUGGACUUAAAAUCGCAUUUGGAUUUUAA
This is a messenger RNA of Hevea brasiliensis (rubber tree), 1511 nucleotides long. RefSeq names its product inositol polyphosphate multikinase beta. Gene Ontology annotation, molecular function: inositol tetrakisphosphate kinase activity; inositol-1,4,5-trisphosphate 3-kinase activity. Gene Ontology annotation, cellular component: nucleus; cytoplasm. NCBI's taxonomy places the organism in Eukaryota, Viridiplantae, Streptophyta, Magnoliopsida, Malpighiales, Euphorbiaceae. The record is from RefSeq and is a predicted model, not a curated record. Gene Ontology annotation, biological process: inositol phosphate biosynthetic process. Bases 392 to 1234 code for a protein of 280 amino acids. The transcript is spliced from 2 exons.